GACAAACUCGUAUGACAGACGACGCUGAAACCUAACACAAGCGUCGCAAGCGAGAUGUAAACAAAUUGAGUGACACUUGGGACAAUGUGGAGCGGGUCGUACACUGUUUGCUGGGCGGGGCACAGAAAAGUUAUGUUGUUGUUUCUCUUUUGUCAGCUAGCGAACGACGCCGACGGUUCUAUUUACAAAAACCUGAGGCACUUUGAGACCCUUCACACUUCACAUUUCAAACACACAAUUGUGAAAAGAGGAACAAAUCCAAGCCCACAUCCAUUCAAUAAAAUAAAAGAGGUGUCAUUCAGCACUCUGGGAAGAGAUUUCCGUCUGAUACUGAGUCCGAGGAAGGAUAUUCUUCACUCCAAAUUUAAGGCAUAUUCAGUUGACAGUGAAGGAACAGAAAAACCUGUUUUUGUUGAUCAUGAGAAUUUUUAUCAUGGACGAGUAUUUGGCGAAGUAACUUCUGAUGUCACAGCGCAUCUUGAGGAUGGAAUGAUGACUGCUACAGUCCAUGUUGCAGAUGAAACGUAUCAUAUAGAGCCAGCCUGGCGGCACAUUCCUGAUGAAGAAAGGCAGUCUAUGAUUGCUUAUCGGGCAUCAGAUGUUCGUUUUAGUUGGGCUCAGCAUGCAGGAGAUGAAACUUCAUGGCCAAGGACAUGUGGCUAUAUUAGAGAGGGGGAAGGACAUAGCCAUGAUGGCGAUGAUUAUGAAGAAGAUGAGGAGCAAGAAGAAGUAGUAGUCAGAUACAAACGCCAGGCUGAGCAAUACGAAUACACACCCACAAAGACAAGAUGUCCAUUGCUUCUAGUUGCAGAUUACCGUUUUUAUCAGGAAAUGGGAGGCAGUAAUACAAAGACUACAAUAAAUUAUUUGAUUAGCUUGAUAGAUAGAGUUCAUAAGAUUUAUAAUGACACAACAUGGCAUGACCGCCAAGAAAAUGAUGGCUUUAAGGGCAUGGGAUUUGUAAUAAAGAAGAUAGUUGUCCAUAGCGAACCUACCAGAGUGCGUGGUGGAGAAGCUCAUUACAAUAUGGUUAGAGAGAAAUGGGAUGUCCGGAAUUUAUUAGAGGUUUUUAGUCGUGAAUACAGCCAUAAGGACUUCUGUUUAGCCCAUCUUUUCACUGACCUAAAAUUUGAAGGAGGUAUCCUAGGGCUCGCAUAUGUGGGUUCACCAAGAAGGAAUUCAGUUGGAGGCAUUUGCACACCAGAAUAUUUCAAGAAUGGUUACACACUCUAUCUGAAUUCAGGUUUGAGUUCAAGUCGUAACCAUUAUGGUCAAAGAGUCAUUACAAGAGAAGCAGAUCUCGUUACUGCUCAUGAAUUUGGACAUAACUGGGGCUCAGAACAUGAUCCUGACAUACCAGAAUGCAGUCCCAGUGCAAGUCAAGGUGGAUCAUAUCUGAUGUAUACAUACAGUGUCAGUGGAUAUGAUGUCAAUAACAAGAGAUUUUCACCCUGCAGUCUACGUUCCAUUCGUAAAGUCCUCCAAGCUAAAUCUGGCCGUUGUUUCUCUGAGCCAGAGGAAUCAUUUUGCGGAAAUUUAAGAGUGGAAGGAGAUGAAGAAUGUGAUGCUGGUCUCCUGGGCACAGAAGAUAAUGAUGCCUGUUGUGAUAAAAAUUGCAAGCUCCGUCGUAAUCAGGGAGCAGUUUGCAGUGACAAGAAUUCGCCUUGCUGCCAAAACUGUCAGUACAUGCCUGUCGCAGUCAAGUGUCGUGAUGCACAGUACGCCACAUGUGAGCAAGAGUCCCGCUGCACAGGAACAUCAUCUGAAUGUCCUCGUAGUCCUCCUAUGGAGGAUGGUACUGGUUGCCUCGAAAGGGGCCAGUGUCGUCGUGGAAAGUGUGUUCCAUACUGUGAAACUCAGGGCCUCCAAAGCUGUAUGUGUGACACAAUUGGAGAUGCCUGUAAACGAUGCUGUCGUAUGAAUCUCAAUGACACUUGUUUUCCUGUGGAUCCAAUGGAUAUUCUUCCAGAUGGAACACCUUGUAUUCAGGGAUUCUGCAACAAGGGUUUGUGUGAGAAGACCAUUCAGGAUGUUGUAGAAAGAUUCUGGGAUAUAAUAGAGGACAUCAAUAUAAAUAAAGUUUUAUUAUUCUUGCGUGAUAACAUAGUUGGCACGGUCAUCUUAAUAACUGCACUUAUAUGGGUUCCUGCAAGUUGUGUUGUGAGCUAUGUAGAUCGUCGUCGUAGGAUCAGGGAUGACGAACGUUUUGAAUGGAGACGCAGUAGUGAAUUUUUUAGAGAUGACAGUUAUCGUGUUAUUCACAUGAGAAUCACAAAGCAGAAGAAUGGACCACAGCAUCAUAUUCCCACAUCACUUCAAUAAGCUAAAGAUAAGAUGUGUGAAAAUGUGGUGGUUCUUCCCCAUUGUUGCAUUUUGGAUUUGUACUGAAGUAAUGUAGACACAUUUUUGUAAGCCUCAAGUUCAUAAAUAUAUUUAUUGAGAACAAA
Schistocerca nitens (vagrant locust) is the source of this 2447-nucleotide messenger RNA. RefSeq names its product ADAM 17-like protease (gene Tace). The coding region runs from base 85 to 2322 and encodes 745 amino acids. The record is from RefSeq and is a predicted model, not a curated record. Gene Ontology annotation, cellular component: plasma membrane. The transcript has 13 exons. Gene Ontology annotation, biological process: Notch signaling pathway; membrane protein ectodomain proteolysis. Gene Ontology annotation, molecular function: metalloendopeptidase activity. NCBI's taxonomy places the organism in Eukaryota, Metazoa, Arthropoda, Insecta, Orthoptera, Acrididae.